Messenger RNA from Rana temporaria (common frog), 2232 nucleotides. It is a transcript of the gene SGCA, whose product is annotated as sarcoglycan alpha. Bases 39 to 1190 code for a protein of 383 amino acids. The transcript has 10 exons. Gene Ontology annotation, cellular component: sarcoglycan complex. NCBI's taxonomy places the organism in Eukaryota, Metazoa, Chordata, Amphibia, Anura, Ranidae. The record is from RefSeq and is a predicted model, not a curated record.
ACUCUGCCCUUUCCAACCCCUCCGCAGUCACAGCAAAUAUGGCAUCUGGGAGAGUGGCUCUAAUAACAGUAUUUUUCUGGCUGUGUUUGUUUGGAGGCCUUUGUGAUCAGAAUGUCUAUCCUAAAGUGGGCACCCUCUUUGUGCACAAGUUGGAUGCUGAGGAUUAUCAACAACAGUUCCUGAAUAAAUCAGGUAAUGAACAAACUCAGCCUAUCUCCUUCUAUGCUAAUUUGGAAGGGUUCCCAGACUUGCCUGGAUGGCUGCGUUAUACCCAGCGCUCCCCAUGGCACAGUGGAUAUCUGUAUGGCUCCCCAAACACCCCAGGGAAACAAGUCAUAGAGAUCACAGUGUAUAAUAGACACAAAUUUGAAAUGCUUCGAGAAAAAAUAAUUUUCCAUAUCCGUGCUGCUGAAGAUGUGCCACCCCCGUUUCGAGCUGAGUUUUUGGUUGAGAACAUGGACGUGGAGGAGAUGCUUCCCCCAGAAGCUCAGCACAACUUUCAGGUUCCUCUGCAGACGGUUUGGAACACCCAGAGACUGUCUAUCAUUAAUAUCACAUCAGCACUGGACAAAGGAGGAAGGGUGCCGCUCCCACUUCCAGGACGGAAAGAGGGGGUCUUUAUAAAGAUGGGAUCUGUUGUCCCUUUCCCAAAGUGCUUUACUGACUCCCAGACUUCCGAGAUCCGACAGAAGUGCCAGCAAGGGGAGAAGCCGGUGUUCUGCCAAGAACUUAUACAAAAUGACUUUGUCAUAGACUGGUGCAAUGUAAGCUUGGUUGAUAAAUUGGAGCCGUCUCCCUCUCCUCCUAUCUAUAAAGCCCUGGAAUUUGAUGGAGACUUUAAUCCGCCUCCAGACACCCUGGAGGAAAUCUACUAUCUCCCCGAUUACAUGCUCACCCUUCUACUUCCCAUCCUCGUCGCUCUGCUGCUGUGUCUGCUGCUCUCUUACGUCAUGUGCUGCCGCAGAGAGGGGGUAGAGAAGAGAGAUGCCAAUACAGCGGAGCUCCAGUUGGUUCACCAGCAGUCCAUCUUCUCCAACACGGAAGAACUUCGGAAGAUGGCUGCCGAUCGGGAUGUUCCUCGACCACUCUCCACACUGCCAAUGUUUAAUUCUAGAACUGGUCAAAGGACAUCUCCAAUGGAUCUAACAGAUGACAGUGCCCGCGUGCCUCUUAUCCUGUCCCAACACUAAAGGCACUUACCUCACUACCACACAAUAAGGAAGAAGACUUGUUAUGUAUCCAAGAAGCAGAGAUGGGGGACGUUUUGUAACACAAUUGCAGUUCUUAUUUGUAUGAUAUGUAAAGGAAACCAAUUCGUGUAAUAUAGUCAUUGAACCCGAACUUCUUCCAUUGCUGUUACCUCAGACUUUGGAGCCCUGCAAUCAUUUAUGUACACAAGGAACUGAACUCUGGAAGCUGUGCUGAACAAGCGGAGAGCAAAGAACGAGUCACGAGUAUUGCCUGUGGUCUUUCCUGCAGCUUUUCCUAAUUACUGAUCCAUUAUGCCUUAUUCUGCAUUGUGUCUGUAUGUGGAGGCUAUCAUCUUGGUAGAAGCAGGGCUUUGCUUCCUUAUGUCAGAACCUCCAGCAAGGAGAACAAUGAGCAGCACAGGGCUAACAUCACAAAAUCUUCCUGCAUAUCUCCUGAGACUAGCAGAGUCACAGUGCCUUAGAUCUCACACUGCAGAUAUACAGCUAUGAGGCUGUAGACAACUUUAUUUUAAUUUUCACCUUAAUUUAAUAACCUAGAUGAGAUAUUUUAAGGAUGACAGUACUUCUAAAAAAAUUACAACCCUAACAACCCGCCAUUAUUCUCCUUACUGUAACUCACUCUACAUUAGAAGGCAGGGAAGCCAUAGCCUACACCCAGCUUGAUGCUUCUUCCAUGUUCCUCGGGGCAAGUAGGACGGAACAGUACUGCAUAUGACUAGCCUUCAUCCUUUGGCCCCAAUGGAAAUGUCUCCCUGCAGGCUUAAAAGUAAAGAACUUCUCCAUUGAGGUCUGUGGAGAACAGGGUAUGGCUUGGAGGACAGGAAGAUACAACACCUGGCCCAGCAUAGGCCAUGGCUACUCUUAAGGGUCACUGGCUGAUCUAAAACUUGUAGAAGAGGAUAUAUAUAACAUAAAGGGGUACUGAUAAGGUUACGUUUUUUUUUAAGUACUCUCAUUCUAUAAUUGUGUUCAUUAUUCACCUACUGAUAAUUUUCUCAAUAAAACUGUUUGCCUGCCUAAA